This is a messenger RNA of Pieris macdunnoughi, 843 nucleotides long. The record is from the annotation of a GenBank genome assembly. Lineage: Eukaryota; Metazoa; Arthropoda; Insecta; Lepidoptera; Pieridae.
AUGAAACUGUUUCUUGUAAUUCUCGGAGUCACAGCGGCUUUUGCCGUUCCUCACCAAGAGUCAAUUGAACUGGACUACCAUGGCAAGAUCGGUAUCCCGAUGGCCGCCCGCAUCAAGGCCGCUGAAGAGGCAACUGACUUCGACGGCUCUAGAAUCGUCGGUGGAUCCCCAUCGGAACUUGGAGAUUUCCCUUACGUGGGAGGUGUUAUAGUUAACUUGGUCUCUGGAGGACAGUCAGUGUGUGGAUCUGCUCUUAUUUCUGCAAACAGAGCCUUAACUGCAGCUCACUGCUGGACAACUGGCUCUCACGAGGGUAUUCUUCUCACCGUUGUCUUCGGUUCCAAACGUCUGUUCUCUGGUGGUCAGCGUGUCAUCACCAACAAUGUCCAAGUCCACUCUGAAUACAACACAGUCACCCGUGCCAACGAUAUUGCUGUGCUCGUUCUUCCUAAUGUUGCUUCCUCAGAAUACAUCAAACCCAUCUCCAUCGCCAGCGGCAACAACCUAUACAAUGGUGUAGUCGCUAGCGCAGCUGGUUUCGGUAUCGUGUCUGACGGAACUCCGAUUACGACUGGACAGACCUUGAACAACGUUGACUUGACUGUGAUUAGCAACCAAGAGUGCGCGCGUACGUUUGCUGCCUUUGUUGUUAGCUCAACCCUGUGUGUCAGUGGUGCCAACGGCAAAAGUACCUGCAGUGGUGAUGGUGGUAGCCCUCUGGUCGUCAACGACCAAUUGAUUGGACUUGCAUCAUUCCAAUCUAGCUCUGGCUGCCAACGCAACUUGCCAGCUGGUUUCACCAGAAUAACAUCCUACAACACCUGGAUCCGCUCUCGAUUGUAA